This is a messenger RNA of Aspergillus ibericus CBS 121593, 2471 nucleotides long. RefSeq names its product S53 family peptidase. Gene Ontology annotation, biological process: proteolysis. Bases 226 to 2223 code for a protein of 665 amino acids. The record is from RefSeq and is a predicted model, not a curated record. The transcript is spliced from 8 exons. Lineage: Eukaryota; Fungi; Ascomycota; Eurotiomycetes; Eurotiales; Aspergillaceae. Gene Ontology annotation, molecular function: tripeptidyl-peptidase activity; serine-type endopeptidase activity.
AGCCGACUUUCCAGGCACCGUUCCCAGCGUGAACCAGCCCAUCCUCCAAUCACACCAUCCACCGUAGAUUGCAGCCGGCGGUGUGGCCGGCAGGUCGUAUGUCGCAAUUAAUUCUCGCAUGUCACUGCAAGGGGCCCACCGGAAAUUGCGUCGUUAUUUAAGACUGUCCGUGGCCUGCCGACAGUCAGUCCUCGUGUCUGAUCGCAGUCGCUGAUCAAGCUCAUCAUGUUGGUCCGUCAGCUUGCCGUGGCUCUGGCCAUUGCGGCUGUGUCUAAUGCCAUCCCGACCUCCGUUAAGCACGUCCUGCACGAGAAGCGCAGCCAGCCCGCAUCCGACUGGGUGAAGGGGGCUCGCGUGGACAGCGAUGCCGUCUUGCCCAUGCGCAUUGGUCUCGCCCAAAACAACUUGGACAAGGGUUAUGACUUGUUGAUGGAAGUUUCGCAUCCUACCUCUCCCAAGUACGGCCAGUACUGGUCGGCCGAUGAGGUGCACGACAUGUUCGCACCCUCUGACGAAGCUGUCGAAGCCGUGCGAGAGUGGCUCGCCGCUUCCGGAAUCCAUCCAUCGCGAGUGGUGCAUUCGGACAACAAGGGCUGGCUCGCGUUCGAUGCCUACGCUCAUGAAGCUGAGAGUCUUCUCCUGACAAAGUUCCAUGAACACGAGAGCAAGGCCAGUGCCAGCAUCAAGGUCGGAUGUGAUGAGUACCAUGUCCCCCAGCACAUCCAGAAGCACAUCGACUACAUCACCCCGGGAGUGAAGCUCACUCAGGUUGUGAAGAAGAGGAACAAGGUUAAGCGUGCGUCCCAGCUGGCGCACUCGUCCAAGGCCAAAUCCGCCGGAUUGUCGGGCUCGCAGCCUCUGCCGGCCAAGGCCAAGUUUCUGCCGGACGACCUCAAGGCCUGUGGCUACAACAUCACCCCCUCGUGUAUCAAGGCCUUGUACCAGAUCCCUGACGCUACCACGGCGACUCCGGGCAAUAGUCUGGGUCUUUAUGAGCAGGGUGACUACUUUGCCAAGUCUGACCUUGACCUGUUCUACAAGGAGUAUGCUCCAUGGGUCCCUCAGGGUACCUAUCCCAUCCCGGCCCUGAUUGACGGCGCCAACUACUCGGUUCCCUCUUACAGCUCUCUCAACACUGGUGAAUCAGACAUUGACAUUGACAUGGCCUACUCCCUGCUCUACCCGCAGGAGGUCACCCUUUACCAGGUUGACGACCAGCUCUACGAGCCCGUGGAGGUCGACACCACCAAUCUGUUCAACACCUUCCUCGAUGCUCUGGAUGGCUCCUACUGCACUUACAGCGCCUAUGGCGAGACUGGCGACGACCCGGAGAUCGACCCCGUGUACCCCGACAACCGCCCUGGCGGCUACAAAGGCAAGCUUCAGUGUGGUGUUUACAAGCCCACAAACGUGAUCAGCGCCUCCUACGGCCAGUCGGAGGCCGAUCUUCCUGUCGGCUACACCAAGCGCCAGUGCAACGAGUUCAUGAAGCUCGGUCUGCAGGGCCACUCCAUCCUGUUCGCCUCUGGUGACUACGGUGUUGCUUCUUUCGCUGGCGAUGGUGACGAGAACGGCUGUCUCGGCCCUGAGGGCAAGAUCUUCAACCCUCAGUACCCCUCGAACUGCCCGUACGUCACCUCCGUCGGAGGCACAAUGCUCUACGGCUACCAGACUGUGAACGACAGCGAGAGCGUGAUGCACGUCAACCUCGGCGGCACCGCAACCAACUUCAGUACCUCUGGUGGCUUCUCGAACUACUUCCCUCAGCCGGCCUACCAGGUGGCUGCGGUCGCGCAAUACUUUGAGACGGCUAACCUGUCCUACCCGUACUACUCCGAGUUCCAGGUGGACGUCAACACCACCAAGGGUCGCUACAACCGUCUCGGACGUGCUUACCCUGACGUCUCUGCCAACGGCGCCAAUUUCCGGGCUUACAUGGACAGCUACGACUACCACUGGUAUGGAUCCAGUUUGGCGUCGCCGUUGUUUGCGUCGGUCCUUACUUUGCUUAACGAGGAGCGCUUUGCGAUCGGCAAGGGGCCUGUCGGUUUCGUUAACCCUGUCCUCUACGCUUAUCCCCAGGUUCUCAACGACAUUACCAACGGUACUAAUGCCGGAUGCGGAACCUACGGUUUCAGUGCUAUUGAGGGAUGGGACCCUGCCAGCGGCUUGGGUACGCCUAACUACCCCCUGAUGAAGGAGUUGUUCCUGUCUCUGCCUUAGGCUAUGAUUGAUGGAUGUGUCACGUGUGAGAUGUAUAUAACUAUUGAUGUGGACUAGUUACGACGAUAGGAAUAAUGUGUAGAUGAAUGAGCGGCAUUAUUCUAUUCGGCUGUGUAGUGGGUAUUUGGGAGUUGUAAGUGACAUUCAUGGUUUGAUACUGUUCCUAGUAUACAGUGAAGGGUAUUGAAAUGAUGCUGGUCAUAGUUCAUCAAGUGUAAAUUAGUCGUCCUGAUCGAAUGUGCCAACCG